UCAAUUAUUAACAAAUGAGUUUAGGACACCUGUUAUCAAUACGUAGCAAAAGACACAUGAAACGAUGAAGCAGAAGAAAAUUUUCACCUUUCCUUUUUUGAGGAAUCCACUGCCGCAUAAACGGAACUAACAAAUCAUUUCAAGACUUGUUUAUCUCGUGAGUAGUCAGAAUUGAAUUUCAGGUUCACUAAUCGCAUUGCCUGCGUAAUCACACAGUCUCCUCUGUAGGCUGUACACCACCCAAUCCUCAUCAUGCCAACACCACAGGAGCAGGAGCAGGAGCAGCCACUACUGCUCGACCCGGACCAGGAAACCGCAUAUGAUGAAACAGAGAAGGUCCACAUCGUCGGAAUCGACUCCGACUCCGAAGCCGACGACGCGAUGCCGUUCUCGUGGAGGAAGCUAUGGCUCUUCACUGGGCCGGGUUUCCUCAUGAGUAUCGCGUUUUUGGACCCGGGAAAUCUGGAGGGGGAUCUUCAAGCGGGUGCGAUUGCUGGAUACUCGCUGCUAUGGCUGCUAUUGCUGGCAACGGCCAUGGGACUCCUCGUGCAGCUCCUGGCGGCUCGGCUCGGAGUGGCUACUGGACGACACUUGGCCGAGCUUUGUAGGGAGGAGUACCCCACGUGGGCCCGGAUGGUGCUGUGGGUCAUGGCGGAGCUGGCUCUGAUCGGGGCUGAUAUACAGGAGGUUAUUGGAAGUGCGAUUGCAAUCAGGAUUUUGAGUAAUGGAUUCAUUCCUCUCUGGGCUGGUGUUAUUAUUACUGCUUUUGAUUGUUUUAUCUUUCUGUUCCUCGAAAACUAUGGGGUGAGAAAAUUGGAAGCCGUUUUUGCUGUUCUGAUUGCAACAAUGGCACUGUCAUUUGCGUGGAUGUUUGGGGAUGCAAAGCCAAGUGGCAUAGACCUUCUUCUUGGCAUUGUGGUUCCCAAACUUAGCUCUAGAACAAUAAAGCAGGCUGUUGGAGUUGUGGGUUGCAUUAUCAUGCCCCAUAAUGUAUUUUUGCAUUCUGCUCUCGUACAAUCAAGGGAAAUUGAUCAUAGCAAGAAAUUCCGUGUUCAGGAGGCCCUCAAAUACUAUUCAAUAGAAUCUACUAUUGCCCUUUUCGUUUCUUUUAUUAUCAACCUGUUUGUGACAACUGUGUUUGCAAAGGGUUUCUAUGGUACAGGCCUGGCCGAUAAUAUUGGCCUCGAAAAUGCAGGGGCUUAUCUCCAAGAGAAAUAUGGCGGUGGAAUUUUCCCAAUCUUGUAUAUAUGGGGUAUUGGGUUAUUAGCGGCUGGACAAAGUAGCACAAUUACUGGAACAUACGCAGGGCAGUUUAUCAUGGGAGGUUUCCUAGACCUUAGAUUGAAAAAAUGGCUUAGGGCAUUGAUCACUCGAAGCUGCGCAAUUCUUCCAACUAUUGUGGUCGCGCUUAUGUUUGAUUCCUCUGAAGGCACACUAGAUGUUGUGAAUGAAUGGCUCAAUGUACUUCAGUCAGCUCAGAUCCCUUUUGCACUUAUUCCCCUUCUUUGUUUGGUUUCCAAAGAGCAAGUCAUGGGGACAUUCAGAAUUGGGCCUAUUCUCAAGAUGGUUGCAUGGUUUGUUGCUAGCCUGGUGAUCGUUAUCAAUGGAUAUCUGUUAGUGGAUUUUUUCUCCUCUGAAGUGAGUGGAACGAUCUUUACCACUGUCAUGUUAGUUUUGACAGCCGCAUAUAUUGGAUUUAUAAUUUACCUUAUUUCCCGAGGCAUUACCUUCUCUACUUGGUGCGGUUUAAGACAGUCGAAACAGGCACAAGGAAUUGAAUAAAUCCCUUUGUUUUAAAAUGUUCACUUCAGACCAUACAUUCAUUCAUUUUCGCCGCCGUGAUGUUGGAAGCGCAAAACACAUGAAUUUGGCAUGUUUAAGAACAGUGCUUAGUAUGGUUACUUCUAGCCUUAGUUACUAGCUGUGUACAAAAUCGAAGUGUGAGUGGGGAACCUUAUUUCUUUUUUGUAUGAGCAACUGAUGGUUAUCGUUCCUUCCGUACGGAGCCCUUGUAUCAUGUUAUAGAAUCAUUAUAUAUGAUGCAUAGGGAGGACAGGGACCAGCAAAAGACUAAUUUAGCAAUGUGAUCUCAGCUUCAGUUGUGAAUCAGAUGUUAUUGAACAAUGCAACUUGAGAUUUGGCUUUUCUGUUUCUUUCAAA
This is a messenger RNA of Tripterygium wilfordii, 2160 nucleotides long. RefSeq names its product metal transporter Nramp3-like. The transcript is spliced from 4 exons. The record is from RefSeq and is a predicted model, not a curated record. Gene Ontology annotation, biological process: positive regulation of reactive oxygen species metabolic process; defense response to bacterium; metal ion transport. Gene Ontology annotation, molecular function: cadmium ion transmembrane transporter activity; manganese ion transmembrane transporter activity. Gene Ontology annotation, cellular component: vacuolar membrane. Lineage: Eukaryota; Viridiplantae; Streptophyta; Magnoliopsida; Celastrales; Celastraceae. Bases 253 to 1782 code for a protein of 509 amino acids.